This is a messenger RNA of Alosa sapidissima (American shad), 15771 nucleotides long. Its product is annotated as low-density lipoprotein receptor-related protein 1B-like. The record is from RefSeq and is a predicted model, not a curated record. Lineage: Eukaryota; Metazoa; Chordata; Actinopteri; Clupeiformes; Clupeidae. Gene Ontology annotation, molecular function: protein binding; calcium ion binding.
UCACACUGUCGCCCGCGCGUCCAUGUGAGCACCUAAAAAUCAGCCUGAAUGCGAGGAGAGAAGAAGGGCUGGUCCGCUUCGCAGAGACAUUUCUCCCUUGACAUCCUCCGAGAACGGCACUCGACUGGAGGCCGAAGCGGGACCUCAGUCAGAGAAGUGCAUUGAUCCCCCUCGCUCCUCAAUCGGCAACGAUGUCCGAAUUUAUCCUUGUCUUUCUCGUCGUUCUGGGAUUCGGGGAUAUAUAUUCACACGCUCAAGCACCCGGGGUCGUAGCACCAGAGUCAGAGCCCAUUCUGUGUGAUGUGGGGGAGUUUCUGUGUCAUGACCAGCUGACCUGUGUCUCAGAGAAGUGGCUCUGCGAUGGCGAGUCCGACUGCCCAGACGAGUCUGACGAAACCCUGGACCAGUGUGCAGCAGAGGUGAUUGUGCGAUGUCCACUCAACCACAUACAGUGCAUCGGCACAAGAAAGUGCAUCCACUUCAACAAGCUGUGCAAUGGAGCAAAAGACUGUCCAGACGGAUUCGAUGAGGGGGUGCACUGUAGAGAGUUGCUGUCAGCGUGUCAUGAGCUGCACUGUCGGUACGGCUGCAUCAUGAUGAGGAACGGCACCUUCUGCUUCUGCGCCGACGGCUUCGAGGUGGGGGAUGACGGCAAGAGCUGCAGAGACCAUGAUGAAUGUGAGGUGUACGGGUCGUGCAGUCAAUCCUGCGCUAACACGUAUGGCUCGUACAGAUGCAGUUGUGCAGAUGGUUAUACCCUCCAGGCAGAUGGAAGGUCCUGUACAGCCAAACAUGAGCCGGGUGGGGCCCCUCCAGUGCUCCUGCUUGGUACGACGGAUGGUGUGUCAGUGGCCCAGCUGGAUGGCUCACCGCCGCAAGCACUGAGGCGUCUGGAUGGAAACGGCACUGGCGGCCUGGACUUCAGCGCCGAUGACGAGUCUGUGUGCUGGGUGACGUCAUCCGGCGAAUCGACGGGCACGCACCUCCGCUGCGGACGCUUGAAGAAGCUCAGCGGUGUCUGGGGGGAGAGGGAGGUCAAGACCACACAGAGCCUGCGGAAUGUGGAGCAUAUGGCCAUAGAUUGGUUCACUGGAAACUUCUAUUUCAUGGACCGCGUGAGCGACAGGAUAUUUGUUUGUAACUCGGCAGGAGACACGUGUGUGACUGUCAUCGAUGUGGACCUGGUAAACCCAAAAAGCAUGGCUCUGGACCCAUCCGUAGGGAUGCUCUUCUUCACGGACUACGGGAGCACAGCGAAGGUUGAGAGGUGCAACAUGGACGGCACCAACCGGACCCGGAUAGUGGAUUAUAAAAUAGAGCAGCCGACAGCCAUCACACUGGACUUGGUUAAAAAGCUUGUGUACUGGGCUGAUGCCUAUUUGGAUUACAUCGAGGUGGUGGAUUACAACGGCAAGAACAGACUGACCAUCAUCCACGGGACACAGGUGUCCUACGUGUAUGGAUUAGCUGUCUUCGAGGACUACCUCUACGCCACCCAUGCCGAGGAUUCACAAGGGUCAGCCGUGGACGUCUUACGGAUACACCGGUUCAACGUCACCGACCCUCAGAUCCUGACCCAUGCGGGGAAUUCCAGGCUUAUUCAUGUUUACCAUAAGCUUAGGCAGCCAAAAGUCAGGAGCCACGCCUGUGAGAUGGACCCGUACGGGAAGCCCGGAGGCUGCGGGCACAUCUGCCUGCUGAGCGGGAGCUACAAGUCCAGGACCUGCCGCUGCCGCACCGGCUUCAGCCUGGGAGGAGACGGACAGUCCUGCAAACGGCCUAAGAACGAGCUGUUCCUGUUUUACGGCAAGGGACGGCCUGGGAUUGUCCGUGGGCUGGGGCUGAGUGCCAAGUCCAGCAGUGAGCACAUGGUCCCCAUCGAGGAUCUGGUCAACCCCAGAGCGCUGGACUACCACGCCGAAACAGGCCACAUCUACUUUGCUGACACCACAAGCUUCCUGAUUGGCCGGCAAAAGAUCGACGGGAGUGGCCGAGAAACAAUCCUCAACGAAGACCUGGAUAACGUGGAGGGAAUAUCAGUGGACUGGAUUGGGAAUAACCUGUACUGGACCAACGACGGCUAUAGGAAAACCAUCAGUGUGGCCCGACUGGAGCGGGCCGCAGAAACCAGGAAGACCCUUUUGGAGGGGGAUAUGUCACAUCCCAGGGCUAUAGUGGUGGACCCUCUGAACAGUUGGAUGUACUGGACCGACUGGGAGGAGGACGAGGUGAAUGAUAGCAUCGGCAGGAUAGAGAAGGCGUGGAUGGACGGCUCAAACAGGAGGAUAUUUGUGACGUCCAACAUGCUUUGGCCAAAUGGCCUCACCCUGGACCACGGCACAAGCUCUAUGUACUGGUGUGAUGCUUACUAUGACCACAUAGAGAGGAUCUACCUCAACGGCACAGGACGAAUGGUUGUUUACAAUGGCAAGGAGCUGAAUCAUCCUUUCGGGAUCUCCCACUACCGGAGUUCCAUCUUCUGGACGGAGUACAUGAACGGCUCUAUCUUUCAACUGGACCUGAGCUCUGGAGAUGUCAACCUGCGGAGGAGUGAACGGCCUCCACUCUUCGGCCUCCGUGUGUUUGAUGCUCAGUCUCAGAUAGGUGACAAUGCCUGUAGGGUGAACUAUGGGGGUUGUAGUACCCUCUGUUUGCCCAUCCCAGGGGCGAGAGUGUGUGCUUGUGCUGACAACCAGCAGCUGGAUAAAAACAAUGUCACCUGCACUGCGUCGUCCGGGGAGACAACUCCGCAGAGGUGUCUUAACGACGAGUUCCAGUGUCGAAACCAGCGCUGCAUCCGGAUCUCGUGGAAAUGCGACGGUGACGACGACUGUCUAGACAGAAGCGAUGAGGAUCACAAUGUCUGCUACAACCACAGCUGUCCCGCGGACCAGUUCAAGUGCCCGACUAAUCGCUGCAUUCCCAAGAGGUGGCUGUGUGACGGAACAGAUGACUGCGGGGACAACGAGGACGAGUCCAACUCCACCUGCUCAGUCUCUCGCCCAUGCCAGCCUGGCCAAUUCUCCUGUGACAACGGUCGCUGCAUCCCGGAAGUGUGGCGCUGUGACCAGGAGGAUGACUGUGGGGACAAGUCGGAUGAGACGACGUCAUGUGUGUUCCCUACAUGCGACCCACUCACCCAGCUCAGCUGUGCCAACGGAAGGUGCAUCAGUGUGAAAUGGCACUGCGAUUCAGAUGACGACUGCGGCGACGGCAGUGACGAAGCGGACUGCGCUCAGUCCUGCUCCAACACUCAGUUCCGCUGUACCAGUGGACGCUGCAUCCCCAACAACUGGGCCUGCGACGGAGACAACGACUGUGGCGACUUCAGCGACGAGAACGCCACCUGCUCUGGCGCCAUGCCUGCCUUGCCCCCCAUGGUGGUGGAGUGCAGCGAGGAGGAGUUCCAUUGCCGUGCCGACGAGACGUGCAUCCCGGAGCGCUGGCGCUGCGAUGGAGACAAGGAUUGCGAGGACGGCAGUGACGAGACCAACUGCCAGGGUACCAGGAGGAUGUGCGACCCUGUUGCCAAGUUCACCUGCAAGAGCACAGGGAAGUGCAUCAGCAAGAGCUGGGUGUGCGACGGCGACAGCGACUGCGAGGACCGCUCGGACGAGGAGGCGUGCAGCGAUGCCAUCUGCAAGCCUCCCGGGCACCCCUGCGCCAACGACACCUCCUCCUGCCUGCCCCCUGAGAAGAUCUGCGACGGCAGGAGGGACUGCGCCGACCAAUCAGACGAAGGCCCCUUCUGUGACAAAUGCAGGCAGGCCAAUGGCGGCUGCAGUCACCAGUGCUCCGUUAUCCCAGGCAAGGGGGCGGUGUGCUCCUGCCCCACAGGCCUCCAUCUUGGAUCCGACAACCGCAGUUGCGAGGUGGUGGACUACUGCAGCAGGCACCUGAAGUGCAGCCAGCGGUGCGAGCAGCAGAAGACAGUGGUGAAGUGCUCCUGCUACCCGGGCUGGGGCCUGGGGCCGGAUGGAGAGAGCUGCCACAGCACAGAUCCCUUCGAGCCGUUCAUCAUCUUUUCCAUCCGGCACGAGAUCAGACGCAUCGACCUCCACAAGCGGGACUACAGCCUGCUGGUGCCGGGCCUGAGGAACACCAUCGCCCUGGACUUCCACUUCAACCGCAGCCUGCUCUACUGGACCGACGUGGUGGAGGACAAGAUCUACCGCGGCAGGCUGUCAGACACGGGAGGUGUGACGGCGAUUGAGGUGGUUGUCCAGCAUGGUCUGGCCACUCCAGAGGGGUUGGCGGUAGACUGGAUCGCUGGGAACCUGUACUGGAUCGACAGCAACCUGGACCAGAUCGAGGUGGCCAAACUUAACGGGGACAUGCGCACCACGCUGAUUGCGGGAGGCAUGGAGCACCCAAGGGCUAUUGCAGUGGACCCAGGGGAAGGAAUCCUGUUCUGGACAGACUGGGACGCCACAUUCCCACGUAUCGAGGCAGCCUCCAUGAGUGGGAGCGGCAGACAUGUGGUGUUCAGGGACAUGGAGAUUGGCGCCUGGCCAAACGGCCUCACGCUGGACCACCAGGAGAGGAGGAUGGUGUGGACAGAUGCCCGCUCUGAUGCCAUCUACUCGGCCUUGUACGACGGCUCGGGGGUUAUCGAGAUCCUGCGGGGCCACGAGUUCCUGUCACACCCGUUCGCCGUCUCCCUCUUCGGGGGCAGCGUCUACUGGACAGACUGGCGGACCAACACUCUGGCACGCGCCAACAAGUGGACGGGCCACAAUGUGACGGUCAUCCAGAAGACCAGCGCUCAGCCCUUCGACCUGCAGAUCUACCAUCCCAGCAGGCAGCCCCAAGCAUCCAACCCAUGCGAGGGCAACGCCGGCAGAGGUCCCUGCUCUCACCUGUGCCUGAUCGACUACAACCGCACUGCCUCCUGCGCCUGUCCCCAUCUCAUGAAGCUGGCACCCAACAAGCGCUCCUGCACUGCACUGAAGAAGUUCCUUCUGUACGUGAGACGAACAGAGAUCCGUGGCGUGGACCUCGAGAACCCAUACCUGAACAUCAUGACCGCCCUGACAGUCCCCGACAUCGACGACGUGACAGUGGUGGACUACGACGCCCAAGAGGAGCGGAUCUACUGGGCCGACGUCAAGACCCAGACCAUCAAGCGGGCUUUCAUCAACGGAACCAUGCUGGAGACUGUUAUCUCUGGAGACAUAGUGAACUGCCGUGGCUUGGCGUUGGACUGGCUGUCUAGGAACAUGUAUUGGCUGAGCUCGGAGAACGACGAGACCCAGAUCAAUGUGGCCCGUCUGGACGGCUCGUUAAAAGCCACCGUCAUCCACGGCAUUGACAAGCCACGCUGUCUCGCCGUGCAUCCCACCAAAGGCAAAAUCUACUGGACAGAUGGGAGCACCAUAAACCUGGCCAACAUGGACGGCAGCAACAGGAAGGUGCUUCAUCAGAAUCAGAGGGACCCAGUUGGUCUCUCUAUAGACUUCUCGGCCAGUAAACUCUACUGGAUAAGCUCGGCCAAUGGGACCAUCAACAGGUGCAGCCUGGACGGCAGUGGAUUUGAAGUCAUGGAAACCAUGAAGAGGGAGCUGACCAAAGCCACGGCGCUGGCCGUCAUGGGUGGCAGACUGUGGUGGGCAGACGAUGACUUGGCCCAGCUUGGCACCGUUGCCAAGAGAGACGGGCGCAACAUGGUCGUGCUGAGGAACAAGACCAGCGGCGUUGUCCACAUGAAGGUGUACGACCGAGACGGUCAGAAAGGACGGAACCCCUGUCAGGUGAACAAUGGCGGCUGUGCCCAGCUGUGUCUGCCCACCUCCGAGAGCUCACGCAGCUGCGCCUGCACCGUGGGCUACAAUCUGCGCACUGACCGCAUGUCCUGCGAAGGUGUGGGCUCCUUCCUGAUGUACUCGGUACACGAGGGGGUGCGUGGCAUCUCACUGGACCCCGGCGACACCUCGGAGACCCUCAUGCCCGUUACUGGCACACUGUUCGCCGUCGGCGUCGACUUCCACGCAGCCAAUGACACGAUCUACUGGACGGACAUGGGGAUGAAUCGCAUCUCGCGGGCCAAGCGAGAUCAGACGUGGAAAGAAGACAUCAUCACAACGGGCAUCAGCCGAGUGGAGGGCAUCGCCGUCGACUGGAUCGCUGGAAACAUCUACUGGACGGACCAUGGCCUCAAUCUGAUUGAGAUUGCCCGCCUGAAUGGUCUGUACCGCUCGGUGGUGAUCUCCGAGGGUCUCGACCAACCCCGAGCUAUCGCCGUGCACCCACAGAGAGGGUACCUGUUCUGGACGGAGUGGGGCAAGAACCCGUGCAUCGGCAGGGCCCGUCUGGAUGGUUCCGAUCAAGUCACCAUGGUCACAACUGGCAUAGGUUGGCCCAACGGGAUCUCCAUCGACUUUGAGGAAAACCGAUUAUACUGGUGCGAUGCCCGCACAGACAAGAUCGAGCGCAUCGACCUUGAGACCGGCGAGAGCCGCGAGGUCGUGCUGUCCGCCGCUAACGUGGACCUGUUCUCCGUGGCCGUCUUCGGAGCCUACCUCUACUGGUCCGACAGAGCCCAUGCCAACGGCUCCAUCCGCAGAGGAGCCAAGCGCGAUGCCUCAGACGUGGUCACCAUGAGGAGUGGCCUGGGAGUCAACCUGAAGGACGUCAAAGUCUUUAGUCGAGGCCGGGAGAAAGGAACUAACCCGUGCGCCCGUAGCAACGGUGGCUGCCAGCAGCUCUGUUUCCACCUGGGCAGUGGACGACGCACCUGUGCGUGUGCCCACGGCUACCUGGCGGAAGACGGCUUCGCCUGCCAGCGAUACGAGGGCUACCUGCUCUACUCGGAGCGCACCAUCCUGAAGAGCAUCCACUUGUCGGACGAGAGUGACCUCAACUCGCCCGUGCAGCCCUUCGAGAACCAGGCCUACUUCAAGAACGUCAUCGCCCUGGCACUGGACUAUAGGCAGGAGACCGCCGGCAGCAACCGCAUCUUCUUCAGUGACAUCCACUACGGAAACAUCCAAAUGGUCAACGACGACUGGACAGGAAGGAGAAUCAUUGUUGAAAACGUGGGGUCAGUGGAGGGCCUGGCCUACCACCGCGCCUGGGACACCCUCUACUGGACCAGCUCCACCACCUCCAGCAUCAGCAGGCACGGUGUCGACCAGAGCCGCAACGGGGCCUUCAACCGAGAAGCCGUCGUCACCAUGUCCGAGGACGACCAUCCGCACAUGCUCGCGCUGGACGAGUGUCAGAACCUAAUGUUUUGGACUAACUGGAACGAGCAGCGACCAAGCAUCAUGCGCUCAACGCUCGCCGGCAACAACAUCAAGGUGAUCGUCAGCCUGGACAUCUUCACACCCAAUGGCCUCACCAUUGACCACAAAGCCGAGAAGCUCUACUUCUCCGACGGCAGCCUGGGCAAAAUCGAGAGGUGUGAAUACGACGGUUCAAACCGACAGGUUAUUGUGAGAUCUGGACCUGGGACCUUUUUCGGGCUGGCCAUCUACGGAGACUACAUAUUCUGGUCAGAUUGGGCCCGUCGGGCCGUGCUGAGGUCUAACAAGUUCACUGGGGGCGAGACCAAAGUUCUGCGAGCAGACAUUCCUCACCAGCCCAUGGGCAUCAUCGCCGUGGCCAAAGACACCAACAACUGUGAGCUGUCUCCAUGUCGAGUGCAGAAUGGAGGCUGCGGUGACCUUUGCCAUCUGACCCCCAAUGGGGUGGUGAACUGCACCUGCAGGGGGGAGCGGAUCCUUCUGGACGACAACAGAUGUGUCUCUGAGAAUUCCUCCUGCAACGUUCACACAGAGUUUGAGUGUGGGAACGGGGAAUGCAUCGACUACCAGCUCACAUGCGACGGAAUAGCCCACUGCAAAGACAAGUCAGAUGAGAAAAUGCAAUAUUGUGACAACAGAAGCUGCAGGCGAGGCUUCCGCCCCUGCUACAACAGACGCUGCACGGCCAACAGCCGCUUCUGUGACGGCGCUGAUGACUGUGGUGACAACUCUGAUGAAGCUUUCUGCAACAAUGUCACGUGCGCCUCUUCCGAAACCUCUUGCCAAGACGGGGCCUGCGUUCCGAGCUCCGCCUGGUGCAACCAGGUCAUCGACUGCGCCGACGCCUCCGACGAGAAGAACUGCAAUAACACUGAGUGCUCAGACUUCUUCAGGCUGGGUGUGGCGGAGCAGGGCUUCGUCAGCUGCAAUAGCACGUCCCUGUGCGUGCACCCGUCCUGGAUCUGCGACGGCGCCAAUGACUGUGGCGACUACGCUGAUGAGACCAACUGCCAGGUGACCCAGGGGAGCCAGUGUGAGGAGGGUCACUUUGCCUGCCCCAGUGGCAACUGCAUCUCCAGCGUGUGGCUGUGUGACGGACAGAAGGACUGCGAGGACGGAGCCGACGAGUUCCAGUGUGACUCAUCAUGCCUGUGGAACCAGUUUGCCUGUUCCAAGAACAAAUGCAUUGCCAAGCAGUGGUUGUGUGAUGGAGAGGACGACUGUGGUGACGGAGUGGAUGAAAGCGAGGAGAUGUGUGGCUCAGUGACCUGUGCCCCCGGCCUGUUCAGCUGCCCAGGCUCCUACGCCUGCGUGCCCAAGCGCUGGCUCUGUGACGGAGAGAGGACUGCCCCGAUGGGCAGUGACGAGUUGGCAGCGGCCGGCUGCGCCCCUAACAACACCUGUGACGAGAAUUCCUUCCGUUGCCGGAACAAAGCGUGCAUUCCCAAGCGCUUCGUCUGUGACCAUGACAACGACUGCGGCGAUGGCUCCGACGAAUCAGUGGAGUGUGUGUAUCGUUCCUGUGGUCCAGAGGAGUUCCGCUGUGCUGACGGCCGCUGUCUCCUGAGCGCCCAGUGGGAGUGCGACGGCCACCUCGACUGCCCCGACCACUCCGACGAGCUCCCCCGGAACCUCAAAUGCCUUGCCGCAGAGAGCCUGUGCAACGGCUCCUUCUUCAUGUGCUCCAACGGCCGCUGCAUCUCGGAGAGCAGCCUCUGCGACCAGAAGGACGACUGCGGUGACCGCUCGGACGAGAAGAACUGCAACGUCAACGAGUGCCUGAACCGGCGCGUCAGCGGCUGCACGCAGGACUGCCAGGACCGGACUGUAGGCUACAAGUGUAAGUGCUGGCCAGGCUUUCGCCUGAAGAACGACGGCAAGACGUGCGUGGACGUCGACGAGUGCACCUCCACGCUGCCCUGCAGUCAGACCUGCGUCAACACCUACGGCUCCUACAAGUGCUCAUGUGUGGACGGCUACGAGGCCAACAAAAACAACCCAGACAGCUGCAAGUCCAUCUCAGCUGAGGAGCCUCUUCUCAUCCUUGCCGACCAUCACGAAAUCAGGAAGUUGAGUAUUGAUGGAUCCAACUACACGCUGCUCAAACAGGGCCUGAACAACAUCAUCAGCAUAGACUUUGACUAUAGGAAAGAGUUUAUCUACUGGAUAGACUCCACCAGACCCAGCGGACGCAAGAUCAACCGGAUGCGUCUCAAUGGCAGCGACCUUAAGAUUGUUCACAGAACGGCCGUCCCCAGCUCGUUGGCGGUGGACUGGAUCGGGAAGAACCUUUACUGGUGUGAUGUUGAGAGGAAAACCCUGGAGGUGUCCAAGUCCAACGGUCUGUACCCCACUGUGCUGGUCAGCACUGGAAUGAAGAACCCUACCGAUAUCGCCUUGGAUUCACAGAUUGGGUAUGUGUUUUGGAUCGACUGUUGUGAAAACUCACACAUCGGGCGAGUGGGCAUGGAUGGACGUGGACAGGUGGUUAUCAUCGACAAGGAGAUCUAUAGCCCCACUGCCCUGGCCAUCGACUACACUAACAAGAGGCUCUACUGGGCCGACGACAGCCACAUUCUUUUCGCAAACAUGGACGGAACGCACAGGCACAAGGUCCCCCAUGAUCACAUCCAGACGGUGAUGGGCUUGACCCUGUUUGAGGACUUCAUCUACUGGACAGACGGCAAGUCCAAGUCCCUGCGUCGCGCACACAAGACCACGGGCGAGCACAGUAUGGAGCUUCUCAACUCCUGGCAGGCCAUUGAGUCCAUAACGGUGUAUCACCCAUUACGCCAGCCUGAAGUUCAGAAGCACCAGUGCCAAGUGGCCAACGGAGGGUGCAGCCACCUGUGCCUGUUGUCUCCAGGUGGUGCACACAGGUGUGCCUGCCCCACUAAUUUCUACCUGGCGGCCGACAACAAGACCUGCCUGUCCAACUGCACCGCCAGCCAGUUUCGCUGUGGAACAGAUGAGUGUAUUCCCUUCUGGUGGAAGUGCGACACCGUGGACGACUGCGGGGACGGCUCGGAUGAGCCUGCGGACUGCCCGGAGUUUAAAUGUCAGCCGGGGCGCUUCCAGUGUGGCACGGGUCUUUGUGCCCUCCCGCCCUUCAUCUGCGAUGGCGAGAACGACUGCGGCGACAACUCGGACGAAGCCAACUGUGACACGUACAUCUGCCUGUCAGGGCAGUUUAAGUGCACGCGGAAACAGAAGUGCAUCCCACUCAACCUCCGCUGCAACGGCCAGGACGACUGCGGAGACGGCGAGGACGAGACCGACUGUCCCGAGAGCACGUGCUCCCCGGACCAGUUCCAGUGUAAGACCACCAUGCACUGCAUCUCCAAGCUGUGGGUGUGUGAUGAGGACCCGGACUGUGCAGACGGCUCCGACGAGGCCAACUGCGAUGAGAAAACGUGCGGACCUCACGAGUUCCGCUGCGAGAACAACAACUGCAUCCCGGACCACUGGAGGUGCGACAGCCAGAACGACUGCGGAGACAACUCAGACGAGGAGAACUGCAAGCCAGUGACCUGUAACCAUAAGGACUUUGCCUGUGCUAACAGCGAUUGCAUCUCAGCACGCUUCCGUUGUGAUGGCGACUAUGACUGUGUCGAUAAUUCGGAUGAGAAGGACUGUGAGACGCGCUGUGCUGAGGACCAGUUCCAGUGCCACAACAACCUGUGCAUCUCCCUCAAGUGGCUCUGUGAUGGCCAGGAGGACUGCAAGACCGGCGAGGAUGAGAGGGACUGCCAGGAGACAGAGACAGUGGUUCCCUCCUGUUCCCUGAACGAGUAUGUGUGCGCCAGUGGGGGGUGUGUGCUAGCCAGCCUGCGGUGUGAUGGACAUGACAACUGUCUGGACGGAUCUGAUGAGAUGGAUUGCGUGAAGGAGUGCAAGGAGGACGAGUUCCUGUGUCGGAAUCAUGCCCACUGUAUUCCGAAGAGGUGGCGCUGCGAUGACGUCUUUGACUGUGUGGAUCACAGCGAUGAAGAAAACUGUGAACAGGGUGCUUUCUUCUGCCGGCCAGACGAGUUCAUUUGUAACAACACGCUGUGUAAGCUGCACGCAUGGGUGUGUGACGGAGAGGACGACUGCGGAGAUAACUCAGACGAGAGCUCAGACAUGUGUGCAAAACUUCCGUGCCCCCCUACCAGGCCUUACAAGUGCAGGAACGGACGUGUGUGCCUGCGCCUGGACCAGGUCUGCAACAAAGUGGACAACUGUGGCGAUAACUCCGACGAGGACGAAUGUGAGGUGAUAUCGGGCCGACCCAAACCGUGUGGGAAGACAGAGUUUACAUGCGCCAACCAGCGCUGUGUCCCCCUGCAGCUCCAGUGUGAUUUGUUUGAUGACUGUGGAGAUGGAUCAGACGAAAGAGACUGCAAAGCCAUCUCAAGCGGAGAUCUAUGCGGGAAGAGGAACAACCCGUGUGGGGAGGAGGCUGUUUGCAAUCAGACAAACACCAAUGCAAUUUGCCAGUGCAAGCCUGGCUUUGUGAGGAAUCAGAGCAGCAGGCAGUGUGAAGAAAUUGAUGAGUGCCUGCAAUUUGGCUCUUGUUCCCAUUAUUGCACAAACACUAAGGGAUCCUAUAAGUGCACUUGUGACCGUAACUUUAAAGAGAUCAAUGGGAACUGUGUAGCAAAAGGACCAGAAGAUCGAGUGCUCAACCUAGCUAAUGACACUGAAAUCCGAAGUUUUGUGUAUCCAUUUAACCAGAGCCAUGGACACAAACUGCUCACUCGCAUCGAGGAAAAUGCCCGCAUCAUCGGGAUGGAUGCUCUGUUGCAUCAACAAAAGUUUAUCUGGGCUACCCAGUUUAACCCGGGUGGACUUUUUUACAGAGAAAUGUCUGACAGAAGUCAGAUUAAAACUAAUGUCGGGAUCAUAUGUCCAGACUUCAGGAGACCCAGAGACGUGGCGGCCGACUGGGUGACGGGAAACAUAUAUUGGACAGAUCACUCACGGAUGCACUGGUUCAGCUAUUACACAGCCCACUGGACCAAACUGAGAUACUCGAUUAACGUGGGUCAACUCAAAGGGCCCAACUGCACCCGGCUGAUAACGGACAUUGCAGGCGAGCCGUACGCCAUCACAGUCAAUCCAGCCAGAGGAAUGAUGUACUGGUCAGUUAUCGGUGACCGGUCACACAUUGAAGAGUCUGCUAUGGAUGGCUCUUUACGCAGGGUACUUGUGGAUAAGAAACUUAGGAGACCCACAGGUCUGGCUAUUGAUUACUUCAACCAGCGUCUGUACUGGGCCGAUGCAGAGCUGGCCACCAUCGGCAGUGUGCGGUUUGAUGGCUCUGAUCCCCAGGAGUCAAUCGGGGGCAAACACGGGAUCCCCAAUCCAUAUCGAAUCGAUUUGUUUGAGGACUUCAUCUACGGAACGGGCCUGAAGAACGAGGUCUUCAGGAUACACAAGUAUGGGAAAGGUCCCAUGGAGCUUCUCGAUCUGGGAGUCGAGAAGGCCACAAACAUCAUGGUGUCCCAUCGGUACAAGCAGCAGGAGGGAUUGGCGAACCCCUGCCUGAAGAUGCUCUGCAGCUUCAUGUGCCUGCUCAACCCCACAGGCGCCAGGUGUGUGUGUCCAGAGGGCAAGGCCCUCAUCAACGGCUCCUGCACUGACCCCAACAUCUCAGGAGAUCUGUGUCGGCCGGCCUGUGAGAACGGAGGCCGGUGCCUGGCCAAUGAGAAGGGGAGCAUGCGCUGCUACUGCUGGCCAGACUUCUCCGGGGAGAGGUGUGAGGUCAACCACUGCACUGACUACUGCCUCAACGGAGGCACCUGUGUGGGUUCCCCUCUAGGCCGGCCCACGUGCCGCUGUGCCAUGGGAUUCACCGGCGUCAACUGCGAGCGCCGCGUCUGCGACAAUCACUGCCUGAACGGCGGCACGUGUGAGGUCAGCACUGGCAACCAGCCCACGUGCCGUUGCCUGGCCGAGUACACUGGGGACCGCUGCCUCUACCACAUCUGUCAUCAUUACUGCGUGCACUCCAAGGCCUGCACCCUGUCCAGCUCCGGCCAUGUGGAGUGUGUGUGUCCUGCCAGGUACGAGGGCAACAAGUGCGACGUUGACAAGUGCCAGAGGUGUCACGGAGCUCCAUGCAUAAUAGAUAGCGACACCGGGGAGGUGGCCUGCAACUGCACGACGGGCAGAAUAGCACCCAGCUGCCAGCUCUGUGAUGGCUACUGCUACAACGGGGGCACCUGUCACCUGGAUCCAGACACAAAUCUGCCCUUCUGCCACUGCACAGCUAGCUUCAAGAACCAGCGCUGCGACGAGCGGGCCAACCAGUGUGAUUACUACUGUCAGAACGAGGGGAUAUGCACAAUAACAGCCUUUAACAAACCCCACUGCAAGUGUUCUGCAAACUGGUCAGGUACACAGUGUGAGAGGCCGGCACCUAAGAGCAGUCGCUCUGACAACACCAGCCCAGGAAGCAUAGCAAUCAUUGUGCCACUAGUGCUGCUGGUGAUUCUGAUAACAACCGUGGUGGCCGGUGUGUUGAUCUGCAAAAGAAGGCAAAGGGGCAAGCGAGUCCAGAGGCAGCCUAUGACCAACGGAGGGCUGAACGUGGAGAUUGGCAACCCGUCCUACAACAUGUACGAGGUGGACCACGACAACCACGCCGACGCCGCGGGCAGCCUCCUCAAGCCCAACUUCACUCUAGACCCGCACAAGGGCUGGUGUGUGCAAUCCAGUGACCCUCGUACCAUCAACAUUCACACAGUCCAAAAAGAAGUCAUACCUGGACAGCCUAUGAACUACUCGAACCCUGUCUACGCGAAGAUCUACCUGGACGGCCAGAACUGUCGGAAGCCAGUCAUCAACAUUGAUGAGCGGAGAGAGCUACUCCCAAAGAAACUAGAGGGCGCUAUUCGAGAGACUGCCGCAUAGCCUGACUUUACGCUUUCUACUCCUUUUUUACGUCCGUGUAAAAAGUGUAAAAAACAAAAAACAAAAAUAAACAAAUGGAGGGGGAUAAAGACAAGAUUUUUUGUAUUUCCUAUCAGGUUGGGAUAACUCAUUUAGGUUUGUUUUGACAUCAGCAUUACCUCUGUGUCUCUGUGUUCACAGCCCUGGACGUAAUAUUUGUCUGUUAUAUUUGUUUCUGUUUUUAUUUUCUCUGUUUGUUACUUGUUUUUUUUUUUUUAAUGGACAUACGUAUACUGCAUUAUAUAUGAUGUUGAUAUAAGAAGCUGCUCAUUUGCAAAUUACCUUACUUAUAUAAGUAAACCACAGUAGCAAAUGAAAUCUAUUCGGUUUUUCAUGUUGUGUUAUGAAAUUAGCUUUUGCUAUGUGGGACAAUAACUUGCUUUCAUGGCUUCCUGUAACUGCAGUUUCUACAAGGGUUAUUUUACUUUGACAACAGCACUUGUUUAAUUGUGCUCUGUUGUGUUAUACUGAGAAUUCAAAGCAAAUGUAUUUUUUUUGUCUCAAAUGUUUGGUCACAUAUCACUUUUUUCCCGUUUAGCUUUUCCUUCAUCCACAUGCUUUUUUGUUUAAACAAUGGCUGUGGUCAUGGUUCGAACGACCUCGCUAUAGCCAAGCUGUUGUGGUCCAGCUGUGUUGAAUGAACAAACACACAAACAAACCAACCUCUGUUCAGUCUCCAAUGCAUUGUUUGGCUUUGUCCAGGAUGAUAUAAAAAAGAAGAAAUGCUGCAUAAAUCCCACGUUUAUAUCCAGUCCAGUCAAGGGAUAUUUUUAAGCAGAUUCAGUUUUACACUGUCAUGUGUUUUCUCUCUCUCUCCCCCUAAGCCUUUAAACCGGUGUGAUGCCAUAGAAAAAGCUCAAAUACAUUGUUAAUGGAAAUGUACAGCGUCCAUAACGAUAACUGACUCUUUUGAUUCUUUUGGUGUCAGCCAUCAGCCACCUUGGAAAUCAGCCUGUUAAAAAUGAGCACAUGUGAAUAGUAUGUUGAGACAUCUAGACUGCUCCAAAUGUCCCCUAAUGGCUCAAAGCGACUGGAACCCGAGAGUAUUCUCUACAUAAUGACUGCUUGUGUAAGUGAAAGUAUCUGCUUAUAUCCAGCACAGUGUUUCACCCAUCCACCAUACGCUUAGGGCUGAGCUACACCAGGCACGUAACUGAAGCGUUCUGUUCGUGUUGUGUCUGCUGCAACAAUUAGCUUCCACUAUACAAUCAAUGGAUGUAGCUACACCAGACGUGAUAGCGGUGCGUACGUUCGAAAAAAAAUAGACCAUUUGUCUAAAAUGGAUCUUACGCGUUGUGAACGGAACGCUUCAGUUACGCGCCUGGUGUAGCUUCCCUGUUACUACACAUUAAGAUUACUUGGAGAGGACUUGACAUGACCUUACUGUUACAUGGCAAUUUUAGAGUAUUAUAUAUGAAGUCAUUUCAUCUGCUCCUCCAGAAAGAAAGGCGGAUGAACAGAACAGAUUUUAUAAUUUUGUAUUUGAUUUGUAUGUCGUUUGGCUGCUUGUAUUUUGAAGAACUGUAUUAAAUGUAAGUACUUUUAUAUAUAAAAAAGUGAAUCAAUAUAAAAUAAAGGCAUUUUAUUUCCA